AAGCUUGUAUAAUCUACUUUGUAGUUUGUUAACAUACAGUUGAUUUUUAUAAAGACACUUGGUGACUCUUUAUUGUUUGAUUAAAUGGCAUAUGCAUGUAUCAAAAUUUUCAUUACACUUUGCAACAAUUAAUCUAGCUACAAUUCAUACAUCAUUAAAUAAUUUGUGGUGCUUUUAUUUUUAUGUUAAUUUUCUUGCUGUGAACUGCAACAUGCUAAAAAUUAAUUUACUUGUUAGUCAUUCUUAUGGGUGGAACAUGCAAUAUGCUGUAUUAAAAGCAAUAUUGAUAGGUUCAAAGUCAUUUGAAUAUGUUACAGUGGAAGAGAUGUUAGCUGAGCUUGUUGAUUUGUUAGCAGGAAAUGCUCCAAUUAUUUCACAAUUUACUAAUGAUGCCUUUUUAUCUGGUCUCAUUGUUGAAGCCACUGGAUGUACUCCAUAUGAAAGAGCUGACAAAAUUUUCUCUUCAGUACUAGCAACACUAAAGUUUCAUCCUAAUCCCAGGAGAGUUUUUUCUUCUCUCAUAACUUCACUAAAGAAAGUAGGACUAAAUGACAUGGCAUUUAAGCUAAUCGAGAAUUUAAGAAUUAAAGGUGGUCAUAUUGACCAUAAUCCAGAGCACUAUCAUACAGAGCAGCUCAGUUCAAGUAGUGAAUUUGAAGUUGCUAGCAAUAUAAAAAAUGUUUAUGCACAGGAAAAAUUUGGAAUUAAAAGUAGGGCUUUUAAACUAAUGGACAAAUUAAGAAUAAGGCGUAGUCGUAAUUAUCCUAAAUUAGAGCAGCAACCACUAGUCAGUAAACAACCAAUUCAAUCAGUGGAUGUCACUGCACAGUCUCACACAUCAGGACUAAUGGCAAUCACUGAAUCACAAUCAUCUACUCCUACUACUGUUAUUGAGCUCUGUUCAAAGAGUGAAGUUGCUACCAAUAUUGGAAGUCUUCAUUGUCAUUUUGUAUCUCUUGAUACUAAUAUAAGAGAUGAGUUUAAGAAGCUGGUGAAAAAUGAAAAAGUGGAGCUUAAAGCAGUAGCUUCUAGUGCAGCUGCUUAUUUGAGCAUUGAAGUAACCACUUUGAGAUAUAGUGACCAAGUUGAUGAAUUAUUUGAUUCUCUUCAGGCUCAUUAUGAUUUUUUAAAUUGUGGUUUACUCAAACACUUAACAGACACUUUCCUUUCAAUUGCACAAACUGAAUUAACACAAUACAUCGAUAGUGUUGAUAAAAUCUCAGAAUCAUCACAAUUAAAGCACAUAUGGUCAGCAAUCAAAGAGAAUUCAUCAUUAUCAGAAGCAGCCUCACCAACCACUAACUAUCAAACAAAACUAAUCAACGUUAAAUUGAGUGACAGAUGGAAAGAAAUGACAUUAAGUACACUCAAAGCAGUUCUCAAGUACUAUUUUGGAGUAAUGUCAGAUCUUUUUAGUCAUGCUAGUUUUGAUUAUGGUUCAUUUGUUGUUACUUUCUUAUUACCAGCCUCACAGUCACAGUCUCUUGUUGAUAUAAUCAUUGACAAAACAAAUUCAAUGAGUAGACUGGGCAUAUUGGAAGUUGUUGUUGACAACACAAUAAUUCCGAUGAGAAAAGAAGACAAUACUGCAAGUUUUAAUGCUUCACUUCAUCAAUCAGUUAUUCUUGGUGCUAGCUUUGAAGUGUCAAUACUGCUGCAGUUAGGAGCUGAUCCUAACAGCAAAAAUGAAAAAGGAAAAAGUGCAGUAGAGAUAGCUAUUGAAGAAGGGCACACUCAUGUAAAAUUCUUCUGGAGGGUGAGUUAAUAAAAUACAUGUGAUUCAGUUGAGCUUAAAAUACACUUUACAUGCAUCCUUAGUCAAUUUAGAUAAUAGAUCCAAAUGAAUUAAUUGGGAAUGAGCAUAUAGUAAGCUUCAUGUCACGAAAUAUUUUGUUCUAGAGUAGAAAAUGGCCUGACCAUAAUUGGCUAAACCCACCUUGCAAUGUCACUUGUUAUAUACCAGUAACAGUUUUUAAAUGUAUAUAUCAAUUUACUAUUAGUAUUGCUGUAAGCCUGUUCCUCUUUUACAUUAAUAAAUUACAAAGUAAUCAUUGAGUUGUUUGUGUAGAUUAGCCAUGCUGACAUAAGUACUUGUUCCAAACUUGAAUAUUUUAAUGAAACAUUAAUUAAAAUGGCAACAAACUGUAGGCUACUAGCACAUUGAACAGUGACAGUUACUUAGUUACUGGAUUUUACCAAAAGGAACGUUUAAGGGUGGAAUAAGCAGUAACAUACUGUAACAAACAUAUGCAUGGGGCAUGGGGGCCAACGAGGGUAACAGGAAUAAUGAGAGUAACAAGGAAAAACAGGGGUAAUGAGGGUAACUGGGGUAACGAGGGUAACACGGGUUAGUAACGAGGGUAACAGGUGGUAUAUA
This is a messenger RNA of Amphimedon queenslandica, 2377 nucleotides long. RefSeq lists its product as uncharacterized. The record is from RefSeq and is a predicted model, not a curated record. NCBI's taxonomy places the organism in Eukaryota, Metazoa, Porifera, Demospongiae, Haplosclerida, Niphatidae. The transcript has 3 exons. Bases 92 to 1765 code for a protein of 557 amino acids.